GAUGAUGAUGAGGGAGGAGGUGGUGGUGGUGGUGGUCGUGAUGAUGAUGAGGGAAGAGGUGGUGGUGGUGGUGGUGAUGAUGAUGAGGGAGGAGGUGGUGGUGAUGACGAUGAUGGGGGUAGAGGUGGGGGUCGUAUUCGUGGUGAUCGUUCGUUGGUAUAUAAAGAGUUGGAUGUGAAAGGUGAGGCAUUGAAAUCGAGGAAAAUAAAGAUGUCUCGCAAUUGUCUGUUUGCCCUCACUCUUCUCGCUCUCGCAAUUCUUGCCUCAGCACACUAUGAACAGAGCUACCAGCAAGGGCAGCAAAUCAUCAAACACCGCUCAUACCAACGAUGCUUCUGCAAGUACUACCCCACUUUCACAUGCUGUGUGCAACCUCAACUUGCCGAGUGCCAAAUGCCCACACACUUCCCAACUUGCGCGCCAACCUACGAGAAGUGCGUGGAGACAUGCAAAGUGAACAUCUACUGCAUCCAAUACUGCCAGACUCGUUUCCGUCUCGUUCCCCAAUUCCCACGAUGUCACCAUCACCACCAUCCCUUCCAUUAA
Molecule: messenger RNA, 546 nt
Organism: Rodentolepis nana
Lineage: Eukaryota; Metazoa; Platyhelminthes; Cestoda; Cyclophyllidea; Hymenolepididae
Source: the annotation of a GenBank genome assembly